Molecule: messenger RNA, 1517 nt
Organism: Achroia grisella
Lineage: Eukaryota; Metazoa; Arthropoda; Insecta; Lepidoptera; Pyralidae
Product: facilitated trehalose transporter Tret1-like
Exons: 3
Coding region: 60-1505 (481 amino acids)
Biological process (GO): transmembrane transport
Cellular component (GO): membrane
Molecular function (GO): transmembrane transporter activity
Source: RefSeq, a predicted model, not a curated record
ACAAUCGUGUUACAGAAAGCAUUUUAACUUGUGCAGAUAAAGACCUGUUGACUCGGAAUAUGGUGUCACCGGUUUUACGGCAGAUAUGGACGGUAUCUGCAGUACUCUUCAAUAUGGUUGGUCAGGGAAUGCUUCUCAGUUAUCCAGCAUGUCUACUUCCAGGUAUUCAGUCUGAAAAUUCAACCAUAAAAACUGAUUUGAAUACAGCUGCGUGGCUUUCAUCAUCUGUGGGGUUGGCUGGAAUGCCAGGAUUCUUGAUGUCGUCAUACUUCAUGGAUAUCUGGGGACGAAAAGUGGCGCAUGCUCUUAUUAUUAUACCAGGAACAAUUGGAUGGUCAUUAGUCUACACCGCUAACAACAUCCCAAUGCUGAUGACUGCCCGCAUUCUGGGAGGGAUGACUGCCGGUGGCACUGUAGUUCUAGGUGCCGUAGUCAUCGGUGAAUAUACAGAUCCUAAACAUCGUGGAAUGUUCCUCAAUUUGAAAACAGCUUCAGUCUGUAUGGGAGCUAUGGUGGUGCAUACAUUGGGACAUUACUUGCAUUGGAGAACUAUCGCUCUUGUGGCUCUAGUACCCCAUAUUUUAGCUUUAGGCAUCAUCUGUUCUUGGCCUGAAAGUCCUUCGUGGUUGGCGUUGAAGAAACAAUUUGAGAAAAGUGAGAAAGCAUUCUACUGGCUUCGAGGAGAAUCACCGCAAUCUAGAAAAGAAAUCGAAGACCUCUUGAGUGCACAGAAGGCAAAUUUAUCUCAAGCGUCCAAUAAUAUAACAUUGGGCGAUCAUAUAAAAGGAUUUCUUAGAAAAGUAAUGAGGAAAGAUUUCUCCAAGCCUCUUCUAAUCGUUGUCCUUGGCGGGAUACUUUUAGAGUCUUCUGGAAGACAUAUUUUUCCAGCUUACGCAUUAACCGUCAUUAACGAGAUAACUGGUGAUAGCUCGCAGUCUUUUUACUACACUUUAGCUAUAGACAUAAUAAUCACUGCUAGUGCCACGUUUUCGUCUGUAUUGGUAAAAAUGUUUAAAAGAAGGACUUUGCUUUUUGUGAGUGGAUUUUCUGCUGUAGCUAUACUUUUGUGUGUAUGCCUAUAUUUGUUUUUAGUAUCUAGAGAUGUAAUUUCGAAUAAUUACACGUGGAUCCCAAUAGUAAUGUUUGUAGCAUAUUUCGUGUUAGCAAAUUUAGGGUGUACGCCUAUACCAUUGGCAUUAGUUGGGGAAAUAUUCCCAUUAGCUCAUAGGAGUGUAGGAUCCUGCUGUGCAGGAAUUUUUAUGUCCAUCUUUCUAAAUAUAGGGCUACAAAUUGCUCCAUAUUUAAUGAUUAGUGUUAAAGUUUAUGGUACGUUUGCAAUUCUUGGCGCGACUACUGGAAUUGUUUUGUUGAUUUUACUCUUCAUACUUCCUGAAACUAAAGACAAGACUUUACAGGAAAUCGAUGAUUACUUUAAUUAUGGUACAUUUAAAAAUGUUAGGCGUGAUGAAAAUGAUGAUGAAGUAAAGUUAAAAAUGAUUAGUUAGAUUUUCAAAGUU